AUGCCUCGCAUCAACUUCAGCCGCACCGAGCGCUUCGCUCAGAUGUCGAAGCAAGAGCAACUAAUCGCCCAGAAGCGGCAGCAGAUCAUGGAGAAGCAGCGCACACUGGAGCUGGCCAAACAGAUUGCGGCCGAAGCGAGCAAGGAUACGCCGAGUGCCACCGAAGUGCCCGAAGCGCCCGAGGCCAGCGGAAAGGUGGUGCUCCCGUUCAGCAACGAUGGUUCCUUCCUGGAGCGCUUCAAGCAGCUGAGUGAAAAGAUUGUCAAGCAAACCGAGGACCAAGUGAAGUUAGCGCCCACACCCGAACCGGACACUGCCGCCGCUGACGUACCAGUGACCGCUGCGAACCCGGCCACGGUGCCAGGUGUAUCUGCCAGUGGUAGCGGCGAUCAUAUGUUCAAGUUCGACGUACCACCUCCGUCGUUGAUUCCGCCCCUUCCACCGCCACCUCCUCCGCCGCCACCGCCGCAGUUGCCGGCAAUGGCCGAUGAUGUGCAUUUUGAACCAUUCUACGAUCUUCCUCCGAUCAUCCACGACCACAGCGAGCAACCCGAUGGCGGUGUGGUGCGCGAUGGACCCGCCGUUGGGCGUGAUGGGACCAGUAGCGAGGUAGACUCGAACUUCCAAGUAUUUUCAGAACAUGAUAAAUUACCAACCACAAUUGAAGAAUUAAUUCAAUUGGUUGCCGAUAUCGGUGAUGUUUAUGAAGAUAAAUUAUGUUCACGUAAAAAUGAUUUGCAUCCAUCGCUUUGGUUCGUGUUCGACAAACACUCGGAUGCGUACGUCAGCUUCCGUCGGAUGAUCCAGGCUCGCCGUUUGAAGCGGAGUUUAGGUUCCUCCGGCGCGAUGCAGAUUGUAAUGGCGGACCACGGUAACCAUGCUAACGACGGCGGCGGCGACGAUGAUGAUGAUGAUGCCAAAUACGAUCCGGCCGACGUGCUGGAUGAUUCGAUUGUGGACGAGGGUCCCGAAACCGAGAGGCCGGCCUUUCAACAUCCGGAGCAAGCUGGCCGCGGCCCUGCUGCUGACCGGGUCGGUCCUGGUGGCAGUGAUGGAAUGUUUCUGGUGUCACCUAGCGCAGCGGCGCCUCCACCACCACCGUCCGCCGGGGGCGAGAUUCCGAUUCAUAUGAUGCCCAAUUUUUAUGGUGACGAGCGCCACUUUUACGACGACAAGUCGACCACGGAAACGGACUCGGACACGGAGUACGUGCGUGAGGCGCGCGAACGCAACCUGAAGAAUCUCAAGCGCAAAACGUUCGAUGCCGGCAACCGCAGGGAGGACGGCAGUUCGACCGAUUCCGAUGACGACUACCACGCCAUGCUGGCCGGGCCCGGUGACAGUGCGAACGAGUCGACGAACGAGAAGAACGGCGGCAGUUCGGGCACCACGGGCGGAAGUGCUGCGGGAGCCCUCGGUUCUGGUGGUUUCUCCCGGUUAAAGUACCGCAAAAAGUAUCGCGUUGGGGAAAACAACGAAGCGGUGGGUGGAGGUGCCGGUGGAACUGGUACGGGUGAAAAUCCGGAUGGAGGUGGCCAUGUUCCGUCACCGUGGGGUCCGCCAAGCGAAUGCCGCAUGCGCGACGUUCUGCAGUACGUCUAUCGGCACUACGGAACGGUGGACGACCUUUCUGCCGAGUGCUGGAGCAAAGCGGAACAGCACCACCGGCUGCACCUUCUGUACGAUGAUUUGGUGGCGAAAGUGAAGCUACACGAACAGUUCAUGCUCAGCCGCUGGGACGCCAGCAAUGGUUCGGUGGACUCCGAACAGGAACGGCUGCUGGACACCACGAAGCGGGAAUCCAUUGUGGCGUGGACCACCGCAAUUACGAGCCUGUACGAGCGGGUUCGGCCGGCCCAUUUGAGCGAGUUUCUGAUGCGCGGCGACUACGAGAGCUUCGUGGAGCAGUUCCGUCAGAUGUCCGACCGACAGCCAAAUUUCGAAGACUACAAAGAGUUUGUCCUGCAGCGGGCCGGCAUUCGGGACGUCGUGAAGGUGGAAACGGAACCACAGGGACCUCAGACCGGCGGUGGUUCACGCAAACCGGAGUACAGUUCGAGCGAUUCGGACUUUGCGUCGCACCGUGAUCAGUCGACCAGACAGCAAGGUGGAUCCCAGCAGCCCCCACCGCCACAGAGCGCCGCCGGUGGUGGGCAGAGUGAGACCGGUGGAGGGCGUGACGGUGGGUCACAGAAUGUGGGCCACUCGUCGACGGCGACGGGCAUGAAGCGAACGUUCGAAGACAGCGAUCGGCAGCGGGAAGCGGCCAAGCGGCGCAAAAGCCGUUGGAGUGAACAGGUGGUCGAAAGCGGAGGCGGAAGUGGGCCACAGCCUAGCCAAGCGAUAGGGCUCGCGCCCUACCCGGGGGCUUCCGGUCGCGCACAUCCUCCGGGACCGCCACCAUCGUUGCUGGCAGGGGCGGGCACCCCGAAGCUGUCCGGCGUUAGUCGCACCGAUCCGGCUCUGCUGGCGUACGCACGGCAAAACUUUGGCAGCACCAACCUUACGGAGGAAGAGUGGACGAAGGCCGAGGAUCACUACAAGAUCAACCUGCUGUUCCAGGACAUGCUGCGCAAGCGGCAGGAGAUCGAUCGGUUGGCCAACAGUGGGCGGUUCAAGUACGAGUACGACUCGGACGAAGACACGACCGGUGGCACGUGGGAGCACAAGCUGCGCAUGCAGGAGAUGGAGGCUACGCAAAAGUGGGCCAACGAGCUGACGCGCCAGUCGGAGGGCAAGCACCACAUCGGGGACUUUUUGCCCCCGGAAGAGCUGCGCAAGUUCAUGGAGAAGUACGAGGCGCAAAAGACCAACCGGCAGCCGAACCUGAGCGACUACAAGGACUACAAGCUGCGCGAGGACAACGUCGGCUUUCAGAUGCUGCAGAAGCUGGGCUGGAAGCAGGGCCAGGGGCUGGGCGCCGACGGGAGUGGUAUAGUCGAUCCGAUCAACAAGGCGUCCCAGAGAGACAACAAUCAGGGAUUGGGCAUCAUUGCACCGGACAACCCGGAGGUGAACGACAACGAGUACGAUGCGUACCGAAAGCGCAUGAUGUUGGCGUAUCGAUUCCGGCCGAAUCCUCUGAACAAUCCACGACGGGCGUACUACUGAGCGGACUAGCCACCGGGAGACGGAGAAGUGAGCGCUUGUGUGUGAAGAUCGUCACGCGGUAGUCACGUCGAGGAACGCAACCUUGGGCCUUGCUCUGGUGUGCACGCAAUUGCUUAUAAAUUGAAAUGCUUGAUAUCAUCGCACCUGUGCUCUCGCUCUCUCGCUCUCUUUCCAAGCCUUCGGGGCACUGAUAAGAUUAUUAGCUAAUGAUUAGACCCCCCCCCGGGGGCGCCCGAAUCAUGAUUUCCCGUUUGAUCGCUCAAAUUUGCGAUUCCGGUGUACACCGGAAUGUGCCGGUGUAGUAGAGAGUUUAGAAUUUUUCUAAAAAAAUA
Messenger RNA from Anopheles cruzii, 3443 nucleotides. RefSeq lists its product as uncharacterized. The coding region runs from base 1 to 3111 and encodes 1036 amino acids. The transcript is spliced from 8 exons. Gene Ontology annotation, cellular component: nucleoplasm. Lineage: Eukaryota; Metazoa; Arthropoda; Insecta; Diptera; Culicidae. Gene Ontology annotation, molecular function: RNA binding. The record is from RefSeq and is a predicted model, not a curated record.